AUGCGCUUCGAAAAUUUGGCCAACGAACUUUUAUUGGACUUAUUUGAAUAUAUUGAUGUUAUUCAUCUUUUUCAUGCUUUUCAUAAUCUUAAUGCUCGUUUCGAUGAACUUCUUGUCACUAGGUUGCAUGCCUUCGAUCUCGAUUUUCGAUCCAUAUCCAAAUAUAAUUUUGACAAUUUUUGUCAACAAUAUCUACCAAAUAUUACGCAAAAAAUCAAAUCACUUCAUCUAUCUGACAAUGAAGAAACGCCGAAUCUAUCAAAAUUAUUUCUUUCAUAUGGUUUUACUAUCAAUCAAUUCUUUAAUUUAAAAUCUUUUUCUUUGUACAAUAUUCAAUCAUUCGAAAUAUUCAAUCAAUUAAUAAUACAAUGCAUUCGACUUCCUUAUCUAACACAUCUACAUAUGAUAAAAUGCUUUUUUAAUUAUCGUGAUAAUGAAAUACAAUAUUUGAUGAAUAAUAUUUGGCGUCUUCCAAAAUUGACUCAUUGCAUUCUCGAUCAAGUUACAUCGAGAAAAAUGCGAUUGUUUGAUAUUAGCAUUAUUUCGACUUCGAUUAAAUGUUUGACUUUCAAAAAUAUUACAUGUGAUUUUAGAGAUCUCUCUCAUAUAUUCGAAUAUACAUCAUGUCUCGAACAACUUUCUAUCAAUUUAAUAUAUGGUUUUCCCAAUCAACAAUUACAAUCUCCUAUCUAUUCGAUUAUUUCUCUAAAAAUUUUAUAUCACGGUUGUAUAGAAGUUUUAAUCAAUCUCUUUCAAAAUCUACCAAAUUUAAUUCAUUUAACAUUAGAAACAUUUGACAUGUACUGCGAUGGAUACGAAUGGGAAAAAAUUCUCGUAAGUUAUUUACCGACAAUUGAACAUUUCAAAUUAAAAAUGAAUCUAAAUUUUCCCUAUAAUAACAAUUUAAAUCAACAAGCCGAAGAAUUACUCAAUACAUUUCGAACUUCUUUUUGGCUUGUAGAACAUCAAUGGUUUGUUCGAUGUGAUUGGGAUCCAUUUAAUAUAUUUUAUAAUGGUAUGCUCUAUACAUUACCCUAUAAUUUUGGCGAUUGCUUUUAUUUUGAUGCCGUCUCAUCUAAAUCGACUUGUCCUGUGGAUACAGAGUACUGGUCAUACGAUCAUGUAACAACAUUGUCACAUAAAAAUCCAGAAAACGAUUCAUCGAAAGAUUCAAUUAUUUUUUCUGCUCGUUUCUCAAAGAUACGCCAUUUGAAAAUUAGUUUUCCAUUCAAUGAAAAAUUUUGGUCAUGUAUUUCAGCACUGAAUAGAUUACAAUCAAUUAAUAUAACACUUCUAUCGACUGAUUUUGGUUAUUCUCAAUUACAAGACUUUCUAAAUCAAACAUUACAUCUGUACUCCGUAAAAUUAUCUCAUUUAAAAAAUCUAUCAAUGCAAUUUUUUACCGUGACAAGUCCAUCGAUUCGUAAACUUAAUUUAAUUGCAAAAUCUAAAUCAUCCAUUAGAUAUUUUACUAGAAAUGAAUGUUCAGUACUAGUUCAUACGUCGCUUAUACUUCAAUGUGAAGUGCUUUUAAUUGGUAUUAAAGAACGAUCAGACAUUAUUGAACUUAUGAAUGCAAUACCGAAUCUUCGAACAUUUGUAUGUCAUUGUAACGAUGAUGAAUACAAUGUUUGGAGUUCAUCAUCGACAAAUGAUGAAUUUAUCGAAUGGUUACAAAGUCGUUUGCCAUCUAAAUAUUUGAUUAGUCGAGAUGAGAAACAUCCAUAUCUGCUUCGAUUUUGGAUUUAUAGAAAAUAG
This is a messenger RNA of Rotaria socialis, 1758 nucleotides long. The record is from the annotation of a GenBank genome assembly. Lineage: Eukaryota; Metazoa; Rotifera; Eurotatoria; Philodinida; Philodinidae.